Benincasa hispida (wax gourd) is the source of this 2231-nucleotide messenger RNA. RefSeq names its product aluminum-activated malate transporter 9 (gene ALMT9). NCBI's taxonomy places the organism in Eukaryota, Viridiplantae, Streptophyta, Magnoliopsida, Cucurbitales, Cucurbitaceae. The record is from RefSeq and is a predicted model, not a curated record. Gene Ontology annotation, biological process: malate transport.
CUAUUAGGAAAAGGGAAAGGAAAAGUAAUAAUUAUAUAGGGAGAAGAAUUAGGAUGAAGGCUUCCCAAAUACAUUUGAUAAAUGUGAGGAAUUGUUGAACAAUAAUUUGGCUGAGUUCAGUCCACCACUGUUAACCAAUUUCAACUCUCUUUCUCCCUUUUUCUGGGAAUCACUUUGAAAAAGUUUUGUUUAUCUUCUCCAGAUUCUCUUCUCAUCUCCUCGGUUCUUGUUUUCGCCAUUAAAAGGGUCUGGGUUUCCUUGUUCAAAAGUUUCGAUUCACAACCAUGGUCGCCAAAUACGGUUCCUUCAAGCAGAGUUUUGCCGAGAAGAGGGAGAAGCUUCUUUCGGCUAAGGAAUUUCCAGACCUGGGUUUCAGCGCCAUUGAAACCAUUCAUGAGAAUCCUUCCUGUUGUUCCUCUGUUCAUCACAGAAUCUCUUAUCUAUGGAGCUCCGUUCAGGAUGUUCUUUACAAGGCUUGGCAGAUGGGUGUUUCCGACCCUAGGAAGAUCGUUUUCUCUGCCAAGAUGGGUCUCGCUUUAACGCUUAUUUCUUUGUUGAUCUUCUUCAAACAGCCCGUGGAAGAGCUCAGCCGCUACUCUGUUUGGGCCAUUCUCACUGUCGUUGUUGUCUUCGAAUUUAGCAUUGGAGCAACUCUAAGCAAAGGAUUGAACCGUGGAAUCGGUACACUUUCAGCUGGAGGUCUUGCGUUGGGAAUGGCAGAAUUAUCAGUUCUUGCAGGAGAGUGGGAAGAGGUUGUGGUUGUUAUCAGUAUCUUUAUAACAGGAUUCUUUGCUACUUAUGCUAAGCUGUAUCCCACCAUGAAGCCUUAUGAAUAUGGAUUUCGAGUCUUCUUGUUGACGUACUGUUUCAUAAUGGUGUCGGGAUAUAGAACUCGAGAAUUUAUCCAUACAGCCGUGACGCGAUUCUUGCUCAUUGCACUUGGCGCUGGAGUGUGUUUGGUUGUAAACAUAUGCAUUUACCCCAUUUGGGCUGGUGAGGAUCUACAUAAUCUAGUAGUUAAAAACUUUGCAGGCGUGGCAUCAUCCUUAGAAGGAUGUGUUGAUAGCUACCUUAAUUGUGUUGAGUAUGAGAGAAUACCGUCAAAAAUCCUUACCUACCAAGCAUCUGAUGAUCCAUUGUACAAAGGCUACAGGUCAGCUAUGGAAUCUUUGAGUCAAGAGGAAACUCUGAUGGGAUUUGCAAUCUGGGAACCGCCUCAUGGUCGUUACAAGAUGCUUAAAUAUCCGUGGAAAAAUUAUGUUGAAGUAGCUGGUGCACUGAGGCAUUGUGCCUUUGCUAUCAUGGCAUUACAUGGAUGUAUACUUUCAGAAAUACAGGCCUCAGCAGAAAGACGACAGGUGUUUGGCAAUGAGCUUCGGAGGGUAGGUUACGAAGGUGCUAAAGUGUUGCGUGAGCUUGGAAACAAGUUAAAGAAAAUGGAGAAAUUGGAUUCAGCAGCCAUACUCUCUGAGGUACAUGAUGCUGCAGAAGAGCUGCAAAAGAAGAUCGAUGCAAAAUCCUACCUUCUAGUCAAUUCAGAGAGCUGGGAAAUCGGCAAUCGUCCCGAGGACGUAGGACAGCCCCAAGAACUACUCAACUUGGACGAUGAAGAAACAAGGUUUCGUGAAUACAGGUCACUCAGUGAAGCUGUCCUUGAUCUCAGGGCCUUCCCUAUCCCAAAAAGCUGGGACGACAAUAUGUCAUCAGACAUCAACUCUGUACAAUCUGCUGCAUUCCCUCCCACAAAAAUGUUCAAAAAACUGGGAUCAUGGCCUGCACAGGUAUCAGCCAAACCAAAUGGAGUUAUCCAGGAAGAAGAAUCGAAAACAUAUGAAAAUGCAAGUGCAUUGUCAUUAGCUACAUUUACUUCUCUGUUGAUUGAAUUUGUGGCAAGGCUGCAAAACCUUGUCGACUCCUUUGAAGAGUUGAGUGAGAAAGCAAAGUUUAAUGACCCUAUGGAAUGGGAAGCAUUAAAAGCUCCUGGGUUUUGGACAAGGUUGUGCAACUGCUUUAAGUUAUAGAAUAUGUUAGAUUGAUAGAGUCUUAGCCAAAGAUGUUGGGAGGAUGAAUCCCGAUGAGUUAGAUUCGUUACAUACUAAUCUCAUUAUGUUAUAGAAUACAGUGUAAAAAAGUUUAAUAUGCAUUUAGAGCCAUUAGGACAAUUGAUGUAAAUGUAAAAUAUGAAUACAAAUAGUGAUGGUAGUGAAAUCAAAUCUUCCCUUUGAACUUAA